AUGGCAGCUCUCAUUGCCUCACGUCUGGCUAAGACUAUUCAUUCUGAGCUGCGUACCAAGCCUGAGGUCCACUUGUGGUCUGAUUCUGAGAUUGUCCUCCACUGGGUCAAGUCUGACUCUCUCUCCUUGAAGCAAUUUGUUGGGGUAAGAGUUGCUGAAAUUCAGGCAACCUGGGAUCCCUCAGUUUGGAAGUUUGUCCCAACAGCCCAGAAUCCUGCGGAUGAUCUCACCAGGGGAUUGACACCAGAAGAGAUGGCCGGUCGCUGGAUUGAGGGGCCAGAGUUUCUGAGGAAAGGAGAGACACAUUGGCCAGCUCAGCCGUCGAAGAUUGCUGAAAGGGAUUGUGAGAAGAGACCGGAAAGACAACCCCCCAAUAUGUCUGCAUCAGCUGUGAAGAUUGUUCCACCAAUCAAGUGUGAAGACUAUUCAAGUUGGCCUAGACUUAUCAAUGUGACAGCAUUGUGCCUCCGCUUCUUUGGUAAUCUGAGGGCCAGGGCAAGAAAGGAGGAUAUAAAGACCGGAGAGCUUGAACCAGGAGAACGAGAAAGAGCUGAAAGGUACUGGGUUUCUACUGCGCAGAGAGGGCUCAUUGAUUGGGAAACUCGUUGCAAGGAUCUGGCUCCCUUUGAGGACAAUCAGGGUUUGCUCAGGGUAGGAGGUCGUCUUCGCAAGUCUCCGCUGUCCUAUGAUGAAAAUCAUCCUUUUCUCCUCCCAGCAUCUUGCCACAUUUCCAGAUUGUUGAUGAGAAAUGUCCACUGGAAAAAUGGACAUUGCGGGUCUGAAAGUACUCUCUGCCAUGGCCGGAGAAAGUACUGGUUUCUGAGAGGUCGGAAUUUGGCACGUCAGAUUGUUAGAGAUUGUGUGGUGUGUAGGAAAUUGCGCAAGUCUCCACUGGUCCCUUGGAUGGCUGACCUACCCAGUGAGCGUCUUGCAUUGUUUGCUCCAGUCUACAGUACUACAGGCCUUGAUCUGUUUGGUCCAUUCUUCCUCAAAUGUGGUAGAAAUAAGAGCACCAAGGCUUGGGGAGCCAUCUUCACCUGUGGUACUGUAAGGGCAGUACAUCUUGAGAUUGUGGAAAAUUUGUCCACUCAGGCAUUUCUCCAUGCCUUCAGGAGAUUUGUCUCGCAUCAUGGAUGGCCGUCAACUAUCAUCUCAGACAAUGGUAGCUCCUUUAUCAGCACGGAGAAGGAGCUAAGAAAACUUGUACAGGAAGGGCGAGAGCAAAUUCAAAGAUUUGCCGUCCUCCACCAAGUCAAGUGGCGUUUUAUAACCCCUCUAAGUCCAAACCAGGGAGGAUUUUAUGAAUCACUUGUAAAAUUGGUCAAGAAAUGUCUCAAGUUAGUUGUUGGACAACAAACCCUCACGUGGAAUGAAAUGUCCACAGUAUUCGCGGAGGUCCAGAAUCUGGUCAACUCCAGGCCAUUGGGUUAUAGUUCAAAUGAUCCCAAUGAUUUACAGCCCUUAACGCCCAACCACUUUCUUCUUGGAAGAGCAUCGGCUGAAACGCCACAAGGUCCAUUCAACCCAACCAAAAAUCUCCACAAGAGAUUUGAAUUUACCCAGAGUUUGGUAAAUCAGUUUUGGACACGGUUUGUUCGGGAAUAUUUGCCCACAUUGCAAAGAAGGUCUAAGUGGCUUCGGAAGGACAGAGAGGUUCAGGUUGGUGACAUUGUCCUUUUGGUUGAUCCAAGUGCAGUGCGCGGUCAAUGGGAGCUAGGUCGAAUCGAAGAAGUAUUCCCUGGAGACGACGGUGUCAUCCGCAAUGUUCGCGUCAAAGUCAAGACCGGUUUCAGGAAUCGUUCAAUUCAGAGAUGUGUUCCUAUCCUAGAGUGUGAUGGUGAGGACAGUGAUUUCGUUGGAAGUGAGGAGGUGGUUCAUGAGGACCAAUAG
Molecule: messenger RNA, 1890 nt
Organism: Lineus longissimus
Lineage: Eukaryota; Metazoa; Nemertea; Pilidiophora; Heteronemertea; Lineidae
Exons: 1
Coding region: 1-1890 (629 amino acids)
Biological process (GO): DNA integration
Molecular function (GO): nucleic acid binding
Source: RefSeq, a predicted model, not a curated record